Plenodomus lingam JN3 is the source of this 624-nucleotide messenger RNA. NCBI's taxonomy places the organism in Eukaryota, Fungi, Ascomycota, Dothideomycetes, Pleosporales, Leptosphaeriaceae. The record is from RefSeq and is a predicted model, not a curated record.
AUGGCGUCAUAUCACUUACCAGCGCACAUUGUCUCAGUGAGGGCGGCAGGAAACUCCAAGGACUACUCUGAAGACCAGGAGCCCACGAGAAGGCACAACUCUGAUUCUGCUAAUCCCUUGUCUCAAAGCAAGGUACCUGCUAUCGGAUGCAAGGGUACAUUGGACUGCCUGGUAGAGGAGGAAGCGCGAGACAUGGUGGUCAAGCCAGAGGACCUUCAGGCCACUUUCGAGAACCUGAUGUGUGUCAUCAAGGAGAAAGGCCAGGUAGCGUUCAGCGGAGACACUGUGCACAACAUGCUCGGUAGCCUUUACGAGUGGAUGGUAUUCGACGAGAACUCGCAGAUAGUCAUCCCUUCUGAGCCUUGUUCCACUACGGUGCAGAAGAUGUGGCCUCAAGGGUCUAGGAUAGACACAAGGAAGAAGAAAGAUAGGUCAGCGGUGGAGUCCAGCUCAAGGCGCCUCAAGGAAGUAGACGGAGAGUAUGCUUCCACCGUGGCUAGCUUGGUGAUCUCUUCUACGAUGGAAGAAGAUGGGAUGGUAAUAAGGAAGGGGUCCAUAAUAUAUGCCAAGAGAACGCAUCAUAAUCCUUCAGGUCACGUGCAACCCGCACAAUACCAGCACUAA